AUGUUGUCACAAGGUACACUCAUUUCCCUGGCCGUCCGUUCUUGCAGGAAUUGGGCAUGUUUAAACCUCCGGGGCCCGAAAUUUUCAAACUCCAGACUAGCUCCAUCAGGCAUCAUCACCACUCAUCACCAAACCCGUUCAAUAUCGACAGCCCCGAUAAACUCUGGAGAGUACAUCGGCGAGUCUGGCCGGAGCUACAAGAUCGAAAAGACACUUCAGGAGGAGACAUUUCCUCCACGCCGGGUUUGCCUUGCUAACGCUGCCAAUGACAAGUUCAUCCUGAAGUACAUCCAUCCAGUUAAUUUCAGUGACCUUCGGGAAUUAAACCGUAAACUACGCGAUGCUAGCCAUGUCCGUCUCCCGCAAGACAUACUCCCAGAGAAAUCAAUGUUCGUUUUUGAGUGUUUCACUGGCCAUCUCUUUCAACUUGCUCAGAAUGAUCUGCCUCUACAAGUCACCAAAAGGAUUCUUAAAGAUGCCCUCCGUGGGCUAGCGGAGCUCCAUAACAAGGAUAUUGUCCAUACGGUAUACCAUGUUGAGCGAGUCCAGCUGGGGGAUCUCGAAGAUGCUGCUUACAUUCCUCCCGGGUCAGCGAUGAUUGGAAAACAAGCAGGAAACGAGAUGUGGAGAAGUCCCGAAGCCCAUGCAUCAGGGCCUGUGAAUAAACCAUCCGACAUCUUCUCUUUUGCUCUUGUUUGCAUCUAUGCAGUACACAAACGGGUCAUCUUCGCUGUUGGGGAAGAGGAGUUGGGCGAAAGGAUAAACCCGCUGUCUAUUAUAUUAGAACGGCAAAUUUCAUACUUUGCAAAUGAAGAUGGCAUAGAUGGGCUUGUGAAAUACCUAGGAGACAGUCCUUGGGUCCACAUUUUCCAAGUCAUCCGAGAUGGCUUCAACAGCGACAACCCACGUAGGCCGUUUGCUCUUUGGAAGGAUGUUGAUGAGUAA
This is a messenger RNA of Trichophyton rubrum CBS 118892, 945 nucleotides long. Its product is annotated as serine/threonine protein kinase. The record is from RefSeq and is a predicted model, not a curated record. Bases 1 to 945 code for a protein of 314 amino acids. NCBI's taxonomy places the organism in Eukaryota, Fungi, Ascomycota, Eurotiomycetes, Onygenales, Arthrodermataceae. Gene Ontology annotation, molecular function: protein kinase activity; ATP binding. The transcript is spliced from 4 exons. Gene Ontology annotation, biological process: protein phosphorylation.